Messenger RNA from Indicator indicator, 4983 nucleotides. It is a transcript of the gene LTBP1, whose product is annotated as latent transforming growth factor beta binding protein 1. The coding region runs from base 1 to 4983 and encodes 1660 amino acids. Gene Ontology annotation, molecular function: calcium ion binding. Lineage: Eukaryota; Metazoa; Chordata; Aves; Piciformes; Indicatoridae. The transcript is spliced from 33 exons. The record is from RefSeq and is a predicted model, not a curated record.
AUGGCUCGGAUCAGAUGGAGCUUCCUCCUACUCGCUGCCUGUGCACUUUUGUCACCAGCGCUCGCUGCCUCCGAAAAGGGCAGACUGAGAAGGAUCACGUACGUCCUACAGCCCGGCCGGGGGAGCUCCUCCGGCAGCCGGCAUCAGCACCCGACCCUCCUCGGGGGGGAGCAGCAGCAGCGCACGUUUAACGUACAGCUGAACACGCGCUACGGCGGCGGCACCCUAGAGCGGACCCGGCGGAUGAGCAAGUCGGGCGGCGCCGGCGCCCAGCUCCGCUUGGGCCCCGCCGGGCAGGUCCCCUCCAACUCCGCCGCUCACGUCUCCUCUAUCGCCAAGCCGGCCCGCUUCGGCCCGAGGCCCAAGUUACCGCCGGGCUCCCACGGCAACGGCAGUGCCGGCCUGCCCCUCCGCCAGAAGCACCAGUUGCCGCCGCUGCCGGGGGUCAAUGUCUGUGGGGGGCAGUGCUGCCACGGCUGGAGCAAGGCCACGGGAUCCCAGAGGUGCAUCAAACCUAACUGUGCACCACCGUGCCAAAAUGGAGGGAUGUGCCUGCGACCUCAGCUUUGUGUGUGUAAACCAGGAACAAAAGGUAAUUCCUGUGAGGAUACAGUCAUGCAAGACACGUCUUCCACUGGAGGCCGGAGCCCUGUUGUUCCCCCGUGGCCCAUACCCCAGCAGGCAGUCAAGCAGACCUUCUCCCAAAAGGUUCCACCAAAGGUUGGCCCUAUGACUCAGAUGGCAUUCACCAUCAAGCAGAAGCCUCCUGUUGGGUUACCUCAGCAAAUGCAACCACAGAUGAUACCCCUUUCAUCACAGACACUAAUGAUGAAUCUUCAUCAUGGCCAAACACAGGAAUAUGUGAUCAAACCCAAAUAUUAUCCAGUGAAAAAAGUGAUUUCAGGAGAACAGUCCACUGAGGGCACAUUACCACUGAGACUGGGCCAGGAUCAACUUGUAUCACCUUUUCAGUUGGGAAAUCACACUGGUCGCAUUAAGGUGGUCUUUACACCCAGCAUCUGUAAAGUAACUUGUACCAAAGGCAACUGUCAGAACAACUGUGAGAAGGGAAAUACCACCACCCUCAUUAGUGAAAACGGCCAUGCUGCUGACACUCUGACAGCCACUAACUUCCGAGUAGUUAUUUGCCACCUUCCAUGCAUGAAUGGAGGCCAGUGCAGUUCUAGAGAUAAAUGCCAGUGUCCUCCUAAUUACACUGGUAAACUUUGUCAGAUUCCUGUGCAGACUGCCAAUGCUCCAAAACUGCACCAUCACCCACAGCAGGUGAACAAGGCUGCAGGAUCACAGAUUAUCCAUUCUACUCAUACUUUACCACUGACGAUGUCUGGACAGCAAGGGGUAAAAGUGAAAUUUCCUCCUAACAUAGUGAAUAUCCAUGUGAAACAUCCCCCUGAAGCCUCAGUUCAGAUCCAUCAAGUUUCAAGAAUUGACAGCACAUCAACAGGACAAAAAGCAAAAGUACCUCAGCCAGCACAACCACAGGUCUCUUACCAAGGUCUUCCGUAUCAGAAGACCCAGAAAGGACAUACUACUUACACAAACCAACAACCCAUUCCUCAUAUGUUUCCUGUUUCAGUUAAAACUCAGCUUGGGCGUUGCUUCCAAGAGACUGUUGGGACACAGUGUGGCAAAGCACUUCCUGGCCUUUCCAAGCAAGAAGACUGCUGUGGAACCGUGGGUACUUCAUGGGGUUUUAACAAAUGUCAGAAGUGUCCCAAGAAGCCAUCUUAUCAUGGAUACAGUACUGUGAUGGAAUGCCUACAAGGCUACAAGAGGAUCAAUGCUACAUUUUGUCAAGAUAUCAAUGAGUGUCAGUUACAGGGUGUAUGCCCUAAUGGCGAGUGCUUGAAUACCAUGGGCAGCUAUAGGUGUACCUGCAAAAUGGGAUUUGUGCCAGAUCCUACCCUCUCAAGAUGCAUACCUGAUAAUCCUAUAGUUGCUGAAGAGAAAGGACCGUGCUACCGGUUUGUUAGUGCUGGAAAGCAAUGCAUGCAUCCUCUUUCUGUUCAGCUCAGCAAGCAGCUUUGCUGUUGCAGUGUUGGCAAAGCCUGGGGUCCACACUGUGAGAAGUGUCCGCCUCCAGGGACAGCUGCUUUUAAGGAAAUCUGCCCUGGUGGAAUGGGUUAUACGGUUUCUGGCCCUCACAGAAACAAGCUUUAUCAUCACCCUGCAGUUAGAGUACAGCCACCUGUCAUUGGCAAGACCCCGAUUACUCAACCUGUUGCUAAAGGUACUUCUCCUCCACCUCUCCCAGCAAAGGAAGAGCCAGUGGAGGCACUAACCUUCUCACAGAAAAGUGAGACUGACACGGCUGUGCAAGAAGUGUCAACUGCAGCCCCUGAUCAGGAACUGGCUUCCUUUGAUCAAGAAAAGCAGCCUAAUCUAGAGCCUGGGCAGCCUCAGCUUUCACCCGGAAUUUCAACAAUUAACCUCCAUCCACAGUUUCCAGUAGUGAUUGAGAAAACAUCUCCUCCUCUGCCUGUUGAAGUUGCUCCUGAAGUCUCUACUUCAAGUGCCAGUCAAGUAAUUGCACCUACUCAAGUUACAGAAAUCAACGAAUGUACAGUUAAUCCUGAUAUCUGUGGAGCAGGACACUGUGUUAAUUUGCCUGUGGGAUACACUUGCAUCUGCUAUGAGGGGUACAAACUCAAUGAUCAGCAGACAAAGUGCUAUGAUAUUAAUGAGUGUAAUCAGGCACCCCAUCUCUGUUCCCUUGGACGCUGUGAAAAUACAGAAGGAAGUUUCCUAUGUAUUUGCCAAGCUGGGUUCAUGGCCAGUGAAGAUGGAACCGACUGUGUUGAUUUUAAUGAAUGCUCAAGACCUCAUACUUGUGGGGAAGGCUUUUGUGUAAAUACUGUUGGGUCAUACAGAUGUGAAUAUUGCGAUAGUGGAUACCAAAUGAACAGGAGAGGUGAAUGUGAAGACAUUGAUGAAUGCCUGACUCCAACUACUUGUCCAGAUGCACAGUGCAUUAACGCUCCUGGCUCUUACCAGUGCAUUCCUUGCAGAGUGGGGUUCAGAGGCUGGAAUGGACAGUGCCAUGACAUAGAUGAAUGUCAGUAUGGCAAUCUCUGUACAAACGGACAUUGUGAAAACAUGGAGGGGUCUUUCAGAUGUAUUUGUGGCCAAGGUUUCAAACUCUCUGCAUCAGAGAAUCAGUGUGAAGAUAUAGACGAAUGCCAGCACCGAUCACUCUGUACGAAUGGACGCUGCAGGAACACAGAAGGAUCUUUCAGAUGUAUUUGUAGCCAAGGCUACAUAAUAUCAUCUAGUGGAGAUCAGUGUGAAGAUGUUGAUGAAUGCAUUCAGCACAGUGAUAUUUGCCAUAGAGGAAACUGCAUGAAUACUGAUGGGUCUUACAAGUGCACUUGUCCAGAUGGUUUCCAGCAGAUAGCAAACAGGGGAUGUCAAGAUAUCAAUGAAUGUGAGAGAUCUGACCUCUGUUCACCACAUGGGGAGUGUCUAAACACGGAUGGUUCCUACCAGUGCAUCUGUGAGCGGGGAUUUUCUGUGUCUACAGAUGGCCGAACAUGUGAAGAUGCUGAUGAAUGUGCCAAUGGCACAGUAUGUGGCAAUCAUGGGUUCUGUGAAAACAUGGAUGGCUCUUACCGCUGCCUCUGUUACCAAGGGUAUCAGGACACACAGGAUGGGCAAGGUUGUACAGAUGUGAAUGAAUGUGAAAUGCUGAGUGGAGUAUGUGGUGAAGCUCUCUGUGAAAAUGUCGAUGGUUCUUUCCUGUGCCUGUGCUCUGAUGAGAACCAGGAAUAUGAUCCAAUGACCGGACAGUGUCGCUUCCGUACCUCACCAGAAUUGCCAGUCGAGGCUGAUCAACAUGAAGAUGGAAAGAAGGAGUGCUACUACAAUCUGAAUGACGCGAAUUUCUGUGACAAUGUGCUUACAUCUAACGUAACCAAACAAGAAUGCUGCUGUACGUUGGGUGCUGGCUGGGGUGAUAACUGUGAAAUUUUCCCAUGCCCCAUCUUUGGAACUGCUGAAUUUGCUGAUUUGUGUCCUGAAGGAAAAGGUUUCAUUCCCUCUGGAGAAUCAUCUUAUGGGCUUCUUGCUCAGAAUUACAAAGAUGCUGAUGAAUGCCAACUCUUUGGACAAGAAAUCUGUAAAAAUGGCUUCUGUUUGAAUACACAGCCAGGUUACGAAUGCUACUGCAAACAAGGCACAUACUAUGACCCGGUUAAGCUCCAGUGCUUUGACAUGGAUGAAUGUCAGGACCCAAACAGCUGUCUUGAUGGCCAGUGCAUUAAUACAGAAGGAUCUUACAACUGUUUCUGUACACACCCAAUGGUUCUGGACACAACAGAAAAGCGAUGCAUCAGACCAGCAGAUUCAAGUGAACAAACUGAAGAAACUGAGGUCUACCAGGAUCUUUGCUGGCAGCAUCUAAGUGAUGAUUUCGUUUGUAGUCGACCUCUGGUUGGAAAGCAGACUACAUAUACUGAAUGCUGUUGCCUGUAUGGUGAAGCCUGGGGCAUGCAGUGUGCACUGUGUCCUAUGAAGGAGUCAGAGGAUUAUGCCCAGCUGUGCAACAUUCCUGUUCCAGGAUCUCGACGGCCAUAUGGACAAGAUGCUUUGGUUGACCUUGAUGAGCACUACACUCCAGAAACUAAUCCUUACUUUGCUGAAGACCGUUUUCUGAACAGCUUUGAAGAGUUACAAGCAGAAGAAUGUGGUAUUCUGAAUGGAUGUGAAAAUGGCCGCUGUGUAAGAGUCCAGGAAGGCUACACCUGUGACUGCUUUGAUGGUUAUCACUUGGACAUGGCCAAAAUGACUUGUGUCGAUGUGAACGAGUGCAAUGAGUUGAACAACAGGAUGUCUCUCUGCAAGAAUGCCAAAUGCAUUAAUACAGAAGGUUCAUACAAAUGUUUGUGUCUCCCGGGGUAUGUACCUUCAGAUAAGCCAAACUACUGCACACCACUGAACUCAGAACUAGACAGUGAACUGGAGUAG